AUAUAAUCAACGAAAAAUUAACACAACGUUAAUAAAAAAUUACAAAUAUUGUUUUAAUUAGGUAUUACAAUAUUUACCAGAAAGUAUUGAGAGAUUGUUAUUGAUUAGGUUUAGCUAAUAGUCCAAAAAUUCUUGAUAAUUAAGAUAAAAAGAUAAUUAAGAUAGUGAUAAAACAAGCCAAUUUCAAUUUGGAUAUAAUGUCAACUUUGAAAAAUAAAGGAUGUCUUUUUUUGGCUUCUUCACUUUGUGAUGGUCUAGAAGAUAACGAUAUAAAGCAAGUAACUACGUUGCUUUUGAACAAGGAUGCAAAUCCUAACACAUUAAUUCCUACAUAUGGAGUGACUCCGUUCCAUUUAGUAAUAGGUAAUGACUCUGAAGCUUUCGCUGAGGAAGUGACUAAAUUAUUUUUACGUCAUGGUGGUAAUCCAAACGUUAGGUCAAUUGAUGGAUUAACUCCAGUUCAUGUGGCAGCAGCAUGGGGUAGAGUUAAAGUUCUUGAAUUACUUUUGACAAACGGUGGUGACCCACUUUGUUUGGACGAUGAUGGUCGCAGUCCAUUCCAUUAUGCAUUUGACGGAAAGUAUUAUAAAGCAAUUGCAAUACUUGGAAAAUUUUGUGAUAACACUGUGAAGGAAGAAAAAGCAAACUAUAAAAUGACUUUUGAUAAACUCCUGAUUAGUAGUGAAGAUACAAUAGCAGAAUAUAUCGUUCCGCAAUCUUUAAACGUUACUAAAAAAAAUAUAUGUAAGGAACAUAGAGAUGAAAGUUUUGCUAACACAAAAUGUGUAAAUUUUUAUAAUUUCGAUUAUAGUAAUAAUGAUAAAUUUGACAAUGCAAUGACAAGUGCAGUUGAGCUUCAAAUUCGCGAAAAAAUGGAUAAAGAAAAAUGUUUAGUUAAUGAAAUUAUUAAUCAGCUCUCAAACUCAUUAAACUUCAAAAAAGAAAAAAUUAAUGAGGAAUAUGGACAAUCUAAAAAUGUUCAUCAAUUCAAAAGUGUUCUGAAUGAUACAAGUUUCUCAUCUACAAUAAGUACUGAUGACAAUACAUCAUAUAAUAUCAGAGAUAAAUUUUUACUAAAAAUGAGAGGAAAGAAACAAGCUGUUACUCCUAAGCGUCAUCGCCAAAUUUUUAGUCAAAAGAAUAAUAUUAAAAUUCCUUCAACACCUCGGUAUGAUCCAAAUGAUUCCAUUAUAAGCAAAUCGCCAAAUUUUUUAAUUGACAAAUCAAUAGAGAAAGAACAAAAAUAUUUAUCUCCAAAAAUAUUAAAUAAUGAAUUAAGAUUUAAAACUUUUACACCUUCCAUGACGAAACAUCACUUGUUUCGGUCAGAAGAAUUUAAUACCAGAAAAGACGUAGCGAAAUCUACCCCAAGAAGGAAGAAACGAUUUUACAAACAAUAUUCAUCUCUGAGAAAACUUAGAAGAAAUUAUGAACUUACAUCUUCAGAAAACACAAGUCCUGAUGCUACAAAUUCUCUCUCACCAAUACAGAGUUGCACAAAAAAUUUGAAUUAUAAAUUUAAUAAAAAUCUGGCAAUAAAAUUACAUGAAAAUAAAUAUGAUGACGACGAUAUAUCAAUACAUUUUAAUGAAAAUAAAGAUAAUACUGAAACAUGUGCAUUAGAAAAAAAUGUUAUAGAAGAAUUUAAUAAUAAUUUUAGAAGUCAAGACAUACAAAAAACAGACUUUAAGGAAAAAAAUAAAGAACAGUUAAAAAAAUAUAUACAACAAGAACAGUUUACAGAUGAAGUAAAAAUUGAUGAUACUGUAAAUAUUUUCAAAGAAAAUUUAAAUACCUUUCUUUCAAGUUACAAAUCACAGUCAUACAUCAGUGUACAAGAAGAAUAUAAAUAUGAAGAUCCUGAUGAAGGCAUGACAUUCUUAGAACGUAGGAUUUACACAUUAUCACCAUGCAAAAGUACAGACUGUAUUUCAUCUGACAAAAUGUGGCCUAAAUCAUUAACUCUAUCAAUGGAUUUAACAAACGAUGCGCUACGAAAGGAAUUAAUUCGUUAUGGUGACAAACCUGGACCAGUAGUUGACUCAACGAGACAAGUAUAUUUAAAACGACUUAUCAAGUUAAAAAAUGGAUCACAUAAUCUUUCUCAUUCAUCCUUUAAAAUUAAUCAUGGUCCGAAGUUGGAUUAUUAUGAAUCUCAAACGGAAUCAUUUCUGAUGUUUGGCGAUUGGGUAAAUGAUUUAGAAAGAUACAAAAUCAUUGAACAAAAUAUUUUUAGAGAAUUUUCGUUAGGAAGCUCUUCUAGAAAAUGGAGAGAAGGAAUGAGUAGAACUUGUUUUAAUUAUUUGUUCUUGGAUCCACGUAUAACCAGAGACUUAACUUUUCGUACAAAAUAUUUGUCAGAAUCUGAAACCUGGAAUAUAUUUUGUUCUGCUAUAUUUUAUGUGGGCAAAGGUACAUGCAACAGACCAUAUUCGCAUCUUAAAGAUGCUUUUGCUGCAUGGGUUUCGAAGAAAAACCCUGAAAAUGCAAAAAUCCAACAUAUUUUACAUAUUUGGAAUGCUGGAUGUGGAGUUGUUUGUCUUCAUGUUUUCCAAAACAGUAUUCCAGUAGAGGCUUACACGCGCGAAGCUGCUAUAAUUGAUGCUUUAGGAAUACAAAAAUUAAAGAACUCCAAAAGUGGAGAUUAUUAUGGAACAGCGAAAACAUGGAAUAUGGAAGAAAAACGCAAUUUUGGAAGAUUUUUGUUAUAUCAAGCACUGCGUAUCUUUCUAUGUGAAGGAGAAAGACAAAUAUUACCUGAAAAUAUGUAGAAUAUAAAUUUCAUUCUUUCUGACGAACUAAAGAUUACAAGACUAAAUAUUACAAGAAUGACUAAUAUAUACAUGCAUACAUAUGUAUCUAUUGUAAAUAUAUAUAUAUUUUUUUAAAUUUAGGAUUUAUAUCU
Messenger RNA from Frieseomelitta varia, 2905 nucleotides. RefSeq names its product ankyrin repeat and LEM domain-containing protein 1-like. The record is from RefSeq and is a predicted model, not a curated record. NCBI's taxonomy places the organism in Eukaryota, Metazoa, Arthropoda, Insecta, Hymenoptera, Apidae. The coding region runs from base 198 to 2771 and encodes 857 amino acids. Gene Ontology annotation, molecular function: endonuclease activity; protein binding. The transcript is spliced from 8 exons.